GUUAUAUAUGCAGCUUCCUGCUCUUCGUCGUUCCUUUUUUUUGUUCUCUCUCUCUCUUCUAAUUUACCCAUUCUUCUCCUAUUUCUAUUUUGCCUACUCUUUCCUUCUGUUCUCUAACAAAAAUUCAGUCCUUCGCUGUUCACUUUGACUUCGAUUCUACCUACCCCUUACGCCACCACUAUGUCUGCUCGUCCUCAGAACAUUGGUAUCAAGGCCAUUGAGGUCUAUUUUCCCAAGCAAUGUGUUGAACAAACCGAAUUGGAAAAGUUCGAUGGUGUCAGUGAGGGCAAGUACACAAUUGGUUUGGGACAGACGAAAAUGAGCUUCUGUGACGACCUUGAGGACAUAUACUCUGUCGCUCUGACCACCCUCUCCUCCCUCCUCCGCAAGUACAGCAUCGACCCCGAAUCGAUCGGUCGUCUCGAGGUCGGUACUGAGACUCUCUUGGACAAGUCCAAGUCUGUCAAGUCAGUUUUGAUGCAGCUUUUUAAAGAAAGCGGAAACUUCAACGUUGAGGGUGUCGACAACAUCAAUGCUUGCUACGGAGGUACCAACGCUGUCUUCAACAGCAUCAACUGGCUCGAGUCUUCUGCCUGGGAUGGAAGAGAUGCCGUGGUUGUGUGCGGUGACAUUGCUUUAUAUGCCGAGGGAAAUGCUCGCCCUACUGGUGGUGCUGGCUGCGUUGCCAUGCUUAUUGGUCCUGAUGCUCCUAUUGUCUUCGAGCCUGGUCUCCGCGCUUCUUAUGUCACCCACACCUACGAUUUCUACAAGCCCGAUCUCACCAGCGAAUACCCCGUCGUUGAUGGCCAGUUUUCCCUUCAGUGCUAUACUGAGGCUAUUGAUGCUUGCUACAAGGCCUACGCCGCUCGUGAGAAGACGCUGAAGGAGAAGGUCCAGAAUGGAACCAACGGUGUGGCCCACGAUGUGACCAAGACUCCCUUGGACCGCUUUGACUAUAUUUUGUUCCACUCGCCCACCUGCAAACUAGUUCAGAAAUCUUACGGUCGUAUGCUCUACAACGAUUUCCUCGAGGACCCCACCCACCCCGCUUUCGCUGAAGUCGCCCCUGAGCUGCGCGGUUUGGACUACAGCAAGUCUCUUACCGACAAAAACGUGGAGAAGACUUUCAUGGGCCUGACCAAGAAGCGCUUUGCUGAACGUGUGAGGCCCAGCCUUGACGUUGCUACCCUUUGCGGUAACAUGUACACUGCCACCGUCUACGCUGGUCUGGCCAGUUUACUCAGCAACGUCACCUUUGACCCCAGCGAGCCUAAACGCAUUGGACUCUUCUCCUAUGGCAGUGGUCUCGCUGCUUCUAUGUUCAGUGCGAAGAUUGUUGGUGACGUGUCUUACAUGACUGAGAAGCUCGACCUCCACAACCGCCUCAAUGCCAGAAGCGUCUUGGCCCCUCAGGCUUAUGUUGAUAUGUGUGCCCUGCGUAAGCAAGCUCACCUGAAGAAGAACUUCAAGCCUUCUGGUAACACGGAGAUGCUCUUCCCCAACACCUACUACCUUACUGAGGUGGACGACAUGUUCCGCCGCAAGUAUGAGGUUAAGGCAUGAAUAAUGGCUAGCGCUUGACAUUUCUUUGGACAUGAUCGGUUUCCUCUUCUUUUUCUUAUUCCAUUUUACUCCUUUUUUAGAUGAUUCUUUAGAUUCCCCUCAUCACCAUAUUGUCGUGUUUGGUUGCCUUGAUAGAGCUGGAGAGCUGGGUCAUACCUGCCGGCUGUCUCAUCGGUCGAUUGUUAUUAUAUUGCCUGAUCUGGGUUUUAGGAGAUAUCCAGAAAGGAAAGCAAUUUUUUCGGUUUUUUAAGAGCUAGCAUGAUGACGAUGCUGCUCUUUACCCCGAAAUGUCGCUUGAAUGCUUCCGGGUUGAUGAGAAAAUUUUAUUACUUAACAUAUUAAUCAAUUUAUUACAUAUGGUACAAAA
Molecule: messenger RNA, 1930 nt
Organism: Aspergillus alliaceus
Lineage: Eukaryota; Fungi; Ascomycota; Eurotiomycetes; Eurotiales; Aspergillaceae
Gene: erg13
Product: hydroxymethylglutaryl-CoA synthase
Exons: 4
Coding region: 181-1563 (460 amino acids)
Biological process (GO): acetyl-CoA metabolic process; ergosterol biosynthetic process
Molecular function (GO): hydroxymethylglutaryl-CoA synthase activity
Source: RefSeq, a predicted model, not a curated record